Messenger RNA from Sclerotinia trifoliorum, 1629 nucleotides. The record is from the annotation of a GenBank genome assembly. NCBI's taxonomy places the organism in Eukaryota, Fungi, Ascomycota, Leotiomycetes, Helotiales, Sclerotiniaceae.
AUAUUGAUAUGAGCACAGUCUGUCUGCAUACUCCGUACAUCGGCUGCCGUUGCUGUAUUAUGAGUUCAACAUGAUGAUCACCUUAUUCUAAAGAUAGUUCAAAGAAUACUGUUGGAUGAGCUUGAAGUCAACCAUCACAACAUGAUUGAAGCUCCACUUAGGAGAACUUCGGGGAAUUCCAAGGCUGUACUGUACAACGGCGGUGUCGAUUUGACGUGUAUGUGAUUCCAGGCAGCAUAAGAUCCAGGAAUACAGAUGCAUUCGAAACGCGAGUUCUCAGCACUUCCCCACUUCAAAGAUCCAUGGCGCAUAUAGCUGAAAAAGCCACUAUAUAUAAACUGCACUCCCCUCUUCAAUUUGUCAGAUAUCUGUCAAACGUCGCUCAAAGGCUUACGGCAUACACUUCUUUUUCCUGUUUUCGAUUAUUUCUAUAUACGAGACUUGUUUCAAUAAUAGUCAUUUCAAUCACUUCCAUUCACAAUGUUGCCGCUUGGAAAACCCAAAACGAUAACCCAUACAUAUGCACCUUUGUCUCCGGAAUUCUUUUCACAAGUCGAGGAGACUUCGGCUGAGGAGCGAACUACAUAUGAGGGAGGUUGUCAUUGUGGUGCUGUUACGGUUAGUUCUUUUUCUUUUUAGAACAUAUACUUGCUGAGUUUUGUGGAAGAAGACUCAUGAGAAGAGACACUGACGUUGGUUAGUUCACUGUAACACUGAAAUGGCCAUUUCCAAAAUAUACCGUUAAUUCGUGUAAUUGUUCCGUCUGUACACAUAAUGGAUAUUUAUUAGUUUAUCCCAUGAGACAAGAUGUAAAGCUCUCGGAUGGUAAGAUUGAGUUCCAUUCUGUCUAUUCUUGUCAUAUCUCCUUUGGUUCCCUUCCGUCUUCAUCUCAAUUUACACGAUUCAGGAAUAUUUCUAAUUAAAUUCCAGACGCAGAAGAAAAAAUGGGCUCUUAUAGAUGGGGAAAUAAGAUUGCAGAUCAUAGAUUCUGCAAAAAUUGCGGAAAUAGUAUCAUGGUUGAUCUGUGCCGACCAGCUGCGUUCGGAGAAACGGAUCCUAGAAAGGACAUGGUGGCUAUCAAUGUAAGUUUGAGUAUUCCUUUGAACUGCAAAUCUUCAAUGUGCUUGAAAAGUGGGAAAGCUGGUGAUUUAAGAGUUUUGAGAGGAGAGGCGUGUGUAAAGAAUGGAGUGGGGGAGGGGACUUCGUUCUUGACUUUUACGGAGCAAGGAAUUAUUUUCCAUCUGGAAUAUAUAGUUAGAGUACAGUUCACUGACCAUCCCGGAAUAGGUGCGAAAUUUCAAGAACAUCGAUCUUGAUGCAAUGAGUUAUACUCAUUUCGAUGGGAGAAGCAUUAUUUAAAUCUGGCGCAUUUUCUUCAUGUUUCAAUACGUAGAAAUUGUCCUCUCUUUUCAGACCCACAUUUGGGGAGGUUUGGAAUCCAUAGCCUUAGGAUGGGAUGAAUAGUACCCUGUAUUAUCGUUAAACUACGUCGGUUUAUAUUCAAUUGCCAAAUCGAGCUUUUUUUGUGAUGCGAAUUCUAUAGACAAGUAUCUGUUGAUCAUGAGACAUGAGAGGAGGGAAUCUCCAUCCAUAGGGCGUAGCAUAUAUAUAAUGUCGGUUCCCUAAACA